Molecule: messenger RNA, 773 nt
Organism: Glycine soja
Lineage: Eukaryota; Viridiplantae; Streptophyta; Magnoliopsida; Fabales; Fabaceae
Product: probable WRKY transcription factor 75
Exons: 2
Coding region: 128-571 (147 amino acids)
Biological process (GO): regulation of DNA-templated transcription
Molecular function (GO): sequence-specific DNA binding; DNA-binding transcription factor activity
Source: RefSeq, a predicted model, not a curated record
UUUCACCUUCUUAUAAUGCAUGCAUCCUCCAUCAUUCUUUUGCACAAUAUAUAUAUAUAUACAACACAUAUAACUUGUGCUAUAACCCUAACCCUCUGGUGCUAUCUCUUUUGUUAUUUCUUAAUCAAUGGAGAAACAUCAAGUGUUGUCCCCUAUUUCAUCUUCAUCAUCUACUUCUCCAUCUGACUUUAAACUUGGUGAUCACAAUUCUAAUGCUCAUGUCAAAAAGGCAGGUUUAUUAAAAACUCAAAGGCCAAGCCUGAAAGGUGGCAAAGAAAUCAAGCAGCACAGAUAUGCAUUUCAAACAAGGAGUCAUGUUGAUAUACUGGAUGAUGGGUACCGGUGGAGAAAGUAUGGGGAGAAGUCCGUGAAAAACAAUAAAUUUCCUAGAAAUUACUACAGAUGUUCUUAUCGAGGUUGCAAUGUGAAGAAACAAAUCCAACGCCAUUCCAAAGACGAAGAGAUUGUGGUAACAACCUAUGAAGGGAUACAUAUUCAUCCUGUGGAGAAGUCAACUGAAAGCUUCGAGCAGAUAUUGAGAAACCAUCACAUAUACAGCCUAACUCUAUAAUUAGUGUAUCUCAAAUGUUAGAAUAGGGUGACAUGGAUGGAAACAAAUGUUAUCUCAAAGAUCUAGUUAACUGUAGUGGAUAUAAACAACAUUUCAAUUUAUUUUCAGUUUGAAGUUCUGAAAUUUCGAUUCUUUAGACUAAAAGAGAAAUGUAAGAAUAUCUCAAUAUUUUAAUUGAUUUAUUCUAUUUCUUUUACAUGUA